This is a messenger RNA of Talaromyces atroroseus, 828 nucleotides long. RefSeq lists its product as hypothetical. Gene Ontology annotation, molecular function: oxidoreductase activity. Lineage: Eukaryota; Fungi; Ascomycota; Eurotiomycetes; Eurotiales; Trichocomaceae. The record is from RefSeq and is a predicted model, not a curated record. The transcript is spliced from 2 exons. The coding region runs from base 1 to 828 and encodes 275 amino acids.
AUGGUAGCUCCAAGCAACAACACAAAUGGCAGUGUUAGCUAUGCCACACAGAGAAAUCUUCUUGGUAAAGUAGCACUUGUCACUGGUGCCGGCCGCGGUAUUGGCGCUGGCAUUGCCCUCGAACUAGCCAAACGAGGUGCAUACGUGGCCAUCAACUACUCCUCCAGCGCAAGUUCUGCCAACCAAGUCAUUCAAUCCAUUGAGGCCUUGGGAUCCCGUGGCGCGGCUUUCAAGGCCGACAUCACCAAUGUCGACGAGAUCGAGGAUCUGUUUCGCAACGUGCAGGCACACUUCGGCCGCAUUGACAUUGUUGUUUCCAAUGCAGGCAAGGAAAAGUUCAAGCCCUUGAGCCAAACGACAUUGGAGGACUUCAACGAGAUAUUUGACCUCAACACACGUGCCCAGUUUUUCGUCACCAAAACUGCCCACAAGUAUAUUGAGCAGGGAGGGCGCGUGAUUCUCAUGUCAUCAAUUGCCGCCGGCGUUGCUGUCCCUGGCCACGCUCUGUAUGCAGGCAGCAAGUCAGCAGUUGAAGGCUUUACGCGCUGCUUUGCCGCUGACUUUGGCGAAAAACUUUGCACGGUGAACGCCAUUGCGCCAGCCGGCAUCAAGAGCGACAUGUGGCUGGCGAACGCUUGGCGAUACGCUCCAGGAUGCGACAAGAUGUCUUCUCUGGAGGAAAUCGAAUCCGCCUUGGCUAAUGGAAGCCCACUCAGAAGAUGCGGUGUUCCUGCUGAUAUUGGCCGAAUUGUUUCUUUUCUAGCCAGUCCAGAUGGCGAAUGGAUUAAUGGUCAAACAAUUCCAGUCAAUGGCGGUGCCAACAUUUAA